This is a messenger RNA of Oncorhynchus tshawytscha (Chinook salmon), 2468 nucleotides long. Its product is annotated as proton channel OTOP2-like. The transcript is spliced from 6 exons. Bases 545 to 2209 code for a protein of 554 amino acids. The record is from RefSeq and is a predicted model, not a curated record. Gene Ontology annotation, molecular function: proton channel activity. Lineage: Eukaryota; Metazoa; Chordata; Actinopteri; Salmoniformes; Salmonidae. Gene Ontology annotation, cellular component: membrane. Gene Ontology annotation, biological process: proton transmembrane transport.
GUUCAUUUCAAUUUAAUCAAACACUGGCAUUGACCCAAAUUAAGCAAGAAACUCAUAUUCAUUGAAGCAUGGUGGACUGGCACUGCUUCUGAUGAUAAACAGGGAAAUGAUAAGAAACCUUUUCUAUUGUCAUAUCACUGAUAGGGUUGACAUUGAUGAUGAAAUGAGGUUAGAAGCUGGGUUACGGGAAGGAGGGACCUUCUUAUACAGGCAGAGCCUUUGAGUGGACGGUUAGGUGUUCACACAACUCUGAUCAGAGCAGACAUGCUUUCUGAACUCAUUAGAUUUUCUACCUUUGGAAAGGAUAUGACAUUUUGAACAAAGAUUGCUUGGAUUGUAACAAAUCACAAACAAACUGUGGACUAGACCUUUGCAGAAUGAGAAACAUCAUGGACUUGACCUUUGGCUUCUUUUCAUGCGAAUCCAGCAAGAUGACAUCUGAAGCUGAGAUGGCGGUUGAGGAGGGCUACAUAUCCCCCCGCCCACCAGGCCCACCCUCCCUUCCACCCAGUGUUCCAUCCACUUGGGAGUCCAGGCAGGGAGUAUGAGGAGGGGGAGCGACGUCUUCUCGACCAGCAGGGGCACGGUGAGCGAGAGGGGCCGUAACCGCAGCUGGCUACUCUCUAGCAUCAUCACUUUCAACGUCCUGAUCCUAGGUAUUGCUCUGGUCAGUGGCAGUGUCUUCAACAACGUUAAGAUCAACGCCAUCAACCUGCAGAUCUUCCUCAUCGUCCUCAUCAUCCUCACCACUGCCUGGAUGCUGUACUACACCAUCUACACAUCCAGGGAAGAUCAUGCCGUGCUUUACAAGGAUAGCCAUGCCGGGCCUGUGUGGCUCAGGGGUGGACUGGUGCUGUUUGGCUUAUGCAGUCUGAUUAUGGACGUGUUUAAGAUUGCUAACUACGUAGGCUACCUGCACUGUGACUCUGCUGUGAAGAUAGCGUUCCCUGUCGUACAAGCUGUAUUCAUACUUGUCCAGACAUACUUCCUCUGGCUCCACGCUAAAGACUGUGUACAGCUACAACGGAACAUAACUCGCUGUGGGCUGAUGUUGACUCUGUCUACCAAUCUGAUGUUGUGGAUGGCAGCAGUCACAGAGGAGUCCAUACACCAGACUGUUGUUCCACCAGAGGACGACAACAGCACACAUUCCUAUGACAUCAGAGCCCCUGGUGGAUCCAGCAGCUGUAACUGCAGCCACUCUGCCUGUGCCGUCUUAGAAAAGGCCUAUUACUACCUGUACCCAUUCAACAUCGAGUACAGCCUGUUUGCCUCGGCCAUGGCCUACGUCAUGUGGAAGAACGUGGGCCGCCUGGUAGACGAGCACAACCACCACUCGCUCCAUUUCCGCCUGAAGGACAUGCUGGUGGGGCCUGCGGUCGGGCUGGUCAUGCUGGUGGCGGGCCUGGGAACCUUUGUCAUCUACAAGGUGGACGUGGAGAAGGGGGACCCGGGGAAACGUGACACGGUGCUGAUGAUACACUACGUGAUGAACACGGUGGCUGUGACGCUCAUGUCCGUCUCGACCGUGGCUGGUUGCGCCAUCUACCGGCUGGACCAGAGGGACCACGUGUCGGGGAAGAACCCCACACGGAGCCUGGAUGUAGGCUUGCUGAUCGGCGCCUCAUUCGGACAGUUCACCAUCUGUUAUUUCACCAUCGUGGCUGUGGUGGCAACGGGGGCCGAGGGCCACCUCAACGCUCUCAACCUGGCUGUCUCCCUGCUCACUGUGAUCCAGCUCUGCCUGCAGAACAUCUUCAUCAUCGAGGGCCUCCAUCGCGAGCCCUUUCACGAAGACAUGCACCAGGCCUCUGUAUUCACAAACCCAUACGUCCUUCAAGCCCAAGCCCAUAGAGACAUACACAACCUCCCAGGGACAUUCAUGGAGACCAAGACGUCCCCGGCCCUCACAGUUCACAGUAUGCAUGUUGCUCCUUCUGCUCCUUCUAGCUCCCCCCUUCCUCAGCGCCAUAGGCUGACCUGGAAGAGGAGGGCCCUGAAGGAGAUCUGUGCAUUUCUGCUGCUCUGCAACAUCCUUCUCUGGAUCAUGCCGGCGUUUGGCGCCCGCCCCCAGUUUGACAACCCGAUUGGAGCAGAGUUUUACGAGUUCACCAUGUGGGCGGCUGUUGUGAAUAUCGGACUCCCCUUCGGAAUCUUUUACCGUAUGCACUCAGUCGCCAGCCUCUUUGAGGUCUUCCUAACCUCCUAAACAGGCGAAUUACAGAAACUAUUCUGAAAAUGUAUAAAGAUCUUUUUUUUUUUUACAAUCUGUUUUAUUGUUCUUUGUUCUGUCCUGAACAUGCACUGAAACAUAUAUAAAGGAUAUAAAGAAUACAAUUUCAUUUUUAAUGAAAUAUGUCAAUAUCAGUGAGCUAUUAAACUGUAUCUAGUAAACUGUAUAAAUAGUUUUAUAUUAAUUAUAAUUGAUGACUUUGUAAUAAAUUGCACAUACAUUUAUGUAAACAUUU